UCGAUGCAGGUUUGUGCGUAGAGGGACAAUGAGGAGGUUAUUAACCACACCUUUGCACCUCUCCUCGGCCACCUCUUGACUGUCUUUGCGGCGCAUUAAGAUGCGUUGGAGAGGAGUCGGAUGAUGAACUUUUUACUGCGUCCUGAAACUUUUCCCACCCAAGUUGCGUGUGUUUGAGGAUUCUCCCAAAUUGAUCGUGUCUGAAAUUAACUGGAAGAUUCAUGAUGGUUCGUCUGUCUCGGAUCCAACUGGCUCUCUUCUUUAUCUUGCUCUGCCCGGUCAAGAUUAUCGGACUUUGGUGGGCGGCGGGCAGUCCACUGGUAAUGGACCCGAACAGCAUAUGCAGGAAGGCAAAGCGUCUGGUUGGCAAGCAGGCCGAACUCUGUCAGACCCAGCCGGAAAUAGUAAAUGAGGUGGCCAAGGGCACAAGGUUGGGCAUUAGAGAGUGCCAAUACCAGUUCAGGUACCGCCGAUGGAACUGCACGAGCCACAACAAAUACUUUGGCAAAAUACUGCAACAAGAUAUCCGAGAGACUGCGUUUGUUUAUGCCGUCACAGCUGCCGGCGUGACCCACGCAGUGACGCAGGCCUGCAGUAUGGGGGACCUGCUGCAGUGUGGCUGCGAGGCAACCAGGAACCGAGCCCCUCCGAAACCUCUGUCGUCCUCCACUGGGGAUGGAGUCAAGUGGGAGUGGGGCGGCUGUGGAGAUGAUGUGGAAUUUGGGUAUGAAAAGUCCAAACAGUUCAUGGAUGCCAAGAGGAGAAGGGGCAAGAGCGACAUCAGGACACUCAUUGACCUGCACAACAAUGAGGCCGGGCGACUGGCGGUGAAGCUCUACAUGCGGACCGAGUGCAAGUGCCACGGACUGUCCGGGUCGUGCACGUUACGCACUUGCUGGAAGAAGAUGCCGCACUUCCGCGAGAUCGGCGACCGCCUUCUGGAGCGAUUCAACGGCGCCUCCAAGGUGAUGGGCGGCAACGACGGCAAGACUCUCAUCCCCGUGGGCCAGAACAUCAAACCUCCCGACAAACAGGAUCUCAUCUACUCGGACGAGUCGCCAGAUUUCUGCCUGGCGAAUCGGAAAACGGGUUCACUGGGGACGCGGGGACGCAUGUGCAACAGCACCGCCAUGGACAUCAGCGGCUGCGAUUUGCUGUGCUGUCAGCGUGGCUACCGGGAGGAAACUGUGGUGUUUGAGGAGAACUGUCUGUGUCGUUUUCACUGGUGCUGUGUGGUCCAGUGCAAAAAGUGCUUGGUCCGAAAGGAGCUUAGUCUCUGUCACUGAUGAA
Molecule: messenger RNA, 1290 nt
Organism: Entelurus aequoreus (snake pipefish)
Lineage: Eukaryota; Metazoa; Chordata; Actinopteri; Syngnathiformes; Syngnathidae
Gene: wnt6b
Product: wingless-type MMTV integration site family, member 6b
Exons: 4
Coding region: 222-1286 (354 amino acids)
Biological process (GO): canonical Wnt signaling pathway; multicellular organism development; neuron differentiation
Cellular component (GO): extracellular region
Molecular function (GO): frizzled binding; cytokine activity
Source: RefSeq, a predicted model, not a curated record